Molecule: messenger RNA, 2140 nt
Organism: Lolium rigidum
Lineage: Eukaryota; Viridiplantae; Streptophyta; Magnoliopsida; Poales; Poaceae
Product: replication factor C subunit 3-like
Exons: 11
Coding region: 1-1860 (619 amino acids)
Biological process (GO): DNA-templated DNA replication; DNA repair
Cellular component (GO): nucleus; DNA replication factor C complex
Molecular function (GO): DNA binding; DNA clamp loader activity
Source: RefSeq, a predicted model, not a curated record
AUGGCGAUCGAGACCCCUGCGCCCGCGUCCCCGACCGCCUCGCCGUACUCCUCCUCCUCCCCGGCCGGCCGCACCCUCUCCGCGGCCUUCGCGGAGGACCGACGCCGCGAGUCCAAGAUCCGCGCCUCCAACCUCCUCCCGGGCUGCGGCGGCCGCUCGCCGCAGCACCCGCGCGCCCAGCUCGUGUCCAGGCUCCUCCAACGCUGGGCCUGCCUCCCCAAGACCCACGUCCCUGUCCGCGCCCGCGCUGGCACCCCUACCCCGCCGCCCUCGCACCGUCGGCCGUCGUCCGCGUCGACGUCGACGCCCCAGUCGGCGCAGGUGCACCGUCGGCCGUCUUCCGCGUCGACGUCGACGCCCCAGGCGGCGCAGGUGCACCGUCGGCCGUCGUCCGCAUCGACGUCGACGCCCCAGGCGGUGGCACGCCAGGACCACGCCGGCGUGCCGAGUGUCCCCGUGAGGAGGCCUUUGAGGGAGAGAGAGGAUGCCGCCGCCAUCGGCCUUGUGCCGACGCCGACGGGGUCCGAAGCCAGUGCCGUGUCGACUCCCGAAGUGGUUCCCGGCGAUGGGAGCAACUGGAGACGCGAUACCGCCACCACCGUCGCGAGAGGAGCAAACAUCUGGGUGAGGGCUUUGCGCAAGCCGUCUCUGCAGGUGGAUUCCCCGCAGCAGUCGGUUGAUUCGCCGAUCGCGGCGGACGACAUGUACGUAUGGGCGGACAAGUACCGGCCCAGUGUACUCGGGGAAUUCAUCUGCAACAAGGCCGUCGCCGACAACCUCCACCGGAUGGUGACCGAGCGCCAAUGCAGCCAUUUCAUAUUUGAAGGGGCGCAGGCGGUCGGUAAGAGAAGCAUGGUGCUGGCCCUUUUAAGGGAUGCCUUUGGUCCUGAUGAACUCAAGAUAGAGGAACAAACAAAGAGAAUCGAGAUGAAGGGUGAAAUUGUCAAACACAUUGAUCUCAAAGUAAGGAUUUCUGAUCAUCAUGUGGAGGUAAACUUGGCUGAUUCACACGGCUAUGAGAAGUAUGUCAUAACUACUUUGUUGAAUGAAUCACUACCACCACCGGACUUUAUUUGCACUCAUGCCAACUGCAAAGUGAUUGUGGUCCAUGACGCUGACAGGAUUUCUUCUGAUCUUCAACAUUAUAUCGGUUGGUUUCUGGGGAGGUAUGCAGGCUGCAAUAAAAUUAUUUUCUGCUGCUCCAGUUCUAAAAACCUUGAGGCUGUGGAACAUCUAUGCAAGGUUAUCACACUUAAACCACCUUCAUUUGAUGAGAUAAUCAAGGUUCUAGAGUUCAUUGCUACGCAAGAAGGCAUAGAUUUGCCUGAUGGAAUUGCUAGUAGAAUUGCUGCGAGCGCGAGUAAUAAUCUCCGACAGGCAAUACGUUCUUUUGAAGCUACAUGGACAGCAAACUAUUCAUUCACAAAAGACCAGCCUAUUUUGACUGGAUGGGAGGAGGAAAUUAACAAUGUUGCCAAAAAAAUCAUGGAAGAGCCAAGUCCAAAGCAGCUGUAUCUCAUUCGAGGGAAGAUCAGAAAAAUGAUUGAACAUAAUGUGUCACCUUAUUUCAUUUUCUGUCACUUGGUUACCGAACUGAAAAGGGACAGGGAUGAAGAUUUUCAGAAUAGUAUUGAUGAACUGGCGUCGGAUUUGAACCGAACAGAGCAGUGCAAAGAAUACAAAUCUCAGGACACAGCUUUGGUCAAAAGAGCUAUCAAUAUAGAAGGUUUCACUGUUGAGGGGCCUGACCAAGGGGAAGCCAUCCAAUGCUUCAUAAAGAUUGAAGAAUUCACCGUGAGGUUCAUGAGCUUCUACAGGUCGUUAAUAGCGAAGAAUUCGAUCAGAGGAGGUGUUUCUUGAGGAGAGUGAGAUAUCGCUCUCCAUCGCCAAAUCCUCCUGUGCCAGUACUGUCGCACUGUUGGUAAAUAAGCAGUGGUGUGUGCCUCUGAAUCAAACCCAGGUCGCUUUGUGUUCUAAUGGAAAACAAACCUGUCUUGUGUGAAUGCAUGAUCAUGCAUAAGCCCCUUAUACCCGUGAAUUGUGAUGUUCGGGUUUGUAGAAAAAUAAAUUUGAUAUGGGGUACUUUGUGUGAUCUGACAAUAUUAUCAUACGGCUGUUUGUGAUGUGUUGAAACUGAUCA